AUUUUCACUUGCAUCGAGCAACAGCUUGUUAAACUGCAGAGCUUGGUAACGUGAUUUAAGGUUGAGUGGAUUCUUCAACAGGGACUGUUUUUAACCACUGCCAAGAUGUCAUUAGAAUUUAAAGAUGCCUUUUGGGGAGUGGACUUCAUCAGCAAUGUUGGGUAUGAGACCAUUAUUCAGAGACUUAAUGAUGGCCGACGGACAUGCAAAGAAAUGGAGGAGCUCUUGAAAAUGAGGGCAUCAGCAGAAGAGAAAUAUGGCAAGGACCUGGUCACUAUUGCGCGCAAGGCUGGGGGUUUAUAUGAGAUCAGCACUUUGAGGGCAUCUUUUGACGAAAUGAAAGCACAAAUUGAGAACAUAGGAAACUUGCACAUUCAGCUUUCCGGACUCUUGAAGGAGGAGGUAAAGAGAAUGGAGCAGUUCAGAGAUCGACAGAAAGAGCAGAGAAAAAAGUUUGAAGUCAUCAUGGAGAAGGUCCAGAAAACUAAAGUCUCCCUCUACAAGAAAACAAUAGAAUCUAAGAAAUCUUAUGAGCAGCGCUGCAGGGAGGCAGACGAGGCUGAGCAGACGGCCGAGAAGAUGGGCAACACUCCCACAGCCACUCCCAAACAGAUUGAGAAGAUGAACAACAAAUCUAAACAGUGCAGAGAAGCUGCAGAGGAGGCUGAGAAACAAUACAUAUCAAACACUGAACAACUUGACAAGAUCCGUCAAGAAUGGGAAUCAACACACAUCAGCACAUGUGAGAUGUUUCAGCAGCAGGAAGAAGACCGCAUCAACAUACUACGGAAUGCUUUGUGGGAGCACUGUAACCAGUUAUCAAUGCAGUGUGUGAAAGAUGAUGAGUGUUACGAGGAUGUGAGGAAAACACUGGAAAGGUGUGACAUCAUCACAGACAACAACUGCUUUGUGGACAUGAAACGCACUGGCUCAACCCCCCCAGCUCCAAUUGAAUACCAAAAUUACUACGACAGGGAAGCUGCAACUGACAGAAAUGGCAGUGCUGGAUUCGUAGGCGUCAUGAAAAGGUUUUCAAAUCUUCUGCAGGGAAACGGUUCCACUGGGUCCAAAACGAGCAUCAAUGAGCCUGUUGCACAACCCACUGCAGAAACAUCAGAGGGGGUAUAUGCUUCCAUUCCUGGAUUUCAGGCGUCCCAGCCGAGCAGUCAGGAGUAUAAGGCCCUGUAUGACUAUGUGGCACAGGGGGACGAUGAGCUCUCUGUAUCUGCUGGGGACGUUGUGGUCGUCAAAGACCAAGGUGAUGACGGUUGGUGGUUGGUGCAAAGAAAUGGCCUUACGGGAUUGGUCCCUGGUUCGUACCUUGCCAAAGAAUGAGUUCAUCUGACAGUCAUAUGUUGGACUUUAAGACUACUACAUUUCCUCAUGUAAUAUGUUGUAAAGGCCUUAUAUAUUAUCUUUUUUCUACUGUUCAUAUUUGUGUUAUAUUCAUCAUUAAAACUUUUUUAAAAAUGUCAAAAUUUGGCAUCACCUAUUGGUGGCAAUAUAAAAGACACUGUAGAGGAGAUUAGUGCAGAAUGAAAUUCUGACAGCAACAAACUUUUUUGUUUUUACAAACAAAAACCUUUUCAGUCAUAAUAAUGUAAAGUUUCUGUUACCAGAGAAAAUCAUAAUCAUAGGAGUUUAAAGACACAGUAGCUGUUGAACUGUUGGAUUAUUUAUUGCUAUGGCACAUAUUCAUAUUACUCUGCCCUCACUGCUGGUGUGUUGAAUGCUCCUCAUACCAAUGACAGCUGGGAGAUAUACUGAUCUGUUGCACAAGGUCACUGCACUAAGUUUAUUCAUAUAUUGUGAAUUAAAUUCUUUUAUAUUUGAAGUCCUAAAUGUUGGGCAGAAUGUUUGAUUUCUAUUCUUGGCUUGUAUAUAAUUUCUAUUUGUAGUUAUUGUUUUUAUUCUGAAUGCUAAGUGCAUGAGCAUGUAUUUGUAUUUAUUGAGUAUGAGAGGUUUAAGUUUUCAUUCAACAUCAGUCAACAUUGUUUUUAUUCUCCCCUAAUUGAAAAAACAUAAUUUUCCUCUCUUAUGCCCCAUUUACUGUAGCAAAGACUAAUCUUAAUGUGGAUUAUAAGACCAGACCAGAACAAUUCAAACACAGUAUUUGAAAUGCACCCUAGUACUAUUCUUGGAUCAUGUGGCUGAGCAGCCUGCUCUCUGGUAUCUGGUUACUGUGCAGCGGGUGAUGCACAGCUAACACGGUGUCUUUCAAGUGGCCAAAGUGUCAUUUUUCCACCAUUUGACAUGUAUAUGAAGGGCCACAACAGUUUUCUAGAGACAGAUACAACUAGGUCUAGUGAUUCCAGUAAUAGCUAAUAUAUAUGCGUUACACACAUUUUUAGCCAGUCUUAACUUACAAGCUAGUCCGAAGACCUAAAGCAUCAAAGCAUAAAAGAUAUAAUAGACACAGGCCAAACCAUCUGACUGAAUACGUAAAGCCCCUUACAAUCCUUCCUCAUGACUUUUGUUUUUUGGGACCAAGAUGACUUGAUCUUCCAGCGAGACCAGCCAUUUAAAACGGGUUAUAUCAGAAUGGGUAAAAAAAAAAAAAAAAAGUCUUUGUAAAGAUGUGAAAUUUAUAUGAAACAAUAAAAUCUGAAAACUGUU
This is a messenger RNA of Seriola aureovittata, 2616 nucleotides long. It is a transcript of the gene pstpip1a, whose product is annotated as proline-serine-threonine phosphatase interacting protein 1a. Gene Ontology annotation, cellular component: cytoplasm; plasma membrane; actin filament. The transcript has 15 exons. Bases 106 to 1335 code for a protein of 409 amino acids. Gene Ontology annotation, molecular function: actin filament binding. Gene Ontology annotation, biological process: actin filament polymerization. The record is from RefSeq and is a predicted model, not a curated record. NCBI's taxonomy places the organism in Eukaryota, Metazoa, Chordata, Actinopteri, Carangiformes, Carangidae.